AUGCCACUUAGUGAUCCUGGAAGGUAUGGGUUGCUGGUUGGAAAGUUGAAUUAUCUCAUCGUGACUAGACCUGACAUCUCUUUUGCUGUGAGUGCUGCAAUUGUUCGCAUUUUGCGAUAUAUAAAGUCAGCUCUAGGUAAAGGACUACUCUUCGAGGAUCGAGGCCAUGAGCAUAUCAUUGGAUAUACAGACGUUGAUUGGGCAAUAUCACCCUUUGAUAGACGUUCUACAUCUGGAUAUUGUGUUUUAGCAGGAGGUAAUUUGGUGCAGUGUUCAGGGAAGCGUGAAGCGGAAAAAAAGGAUAAGGCCCCGCUUCACGCUUUAAGCGAUGAAGCGCUCGCUUUAAGCGAUGAAGCACUCACAUACUCAUUCUAUGUGGUUGCUCGAUCAAGUGCAAAAGCAGAAUGUCGAGCAAUGGCUGUAGCAACUUGUGAGCUAGUUUUGAUCAAACAGUUGCUGAGAGAACUAAAAUUUGGAGAAAUCUAUUAG
Messenger RNA from Solanum tuberosum (potato), 489 nucleotides. RefSeq lists its product as uncharacterized. NCBI's taxonomy places the organism in Eukaryota, Viridiplantae, Streptophyta, Magnoliopsida, Solanales, Solanaceae. The transcript is spliced from 3 exons. Bases 1 to 489 code for a protein of 162 amino acids. The record is from RefSeq and is a predicted model, not a curated record.